UUGCAGAGGACUGCUGUAACCACAGUAACAGCCUGUAUAAUUUAUCAGUCCACGGUGGUGAAAACAUGGAGCAGGAUUGCAUCCCCGGUCUGUACCGAUCUCUGGGUAAGUCUGUCGGAGCAGAGUUUUCCUCUGAGGAUGUGAGUCUCCUCUACCACAAAGUGUUUCACGUUUCCUCCAACACCGAUGAAGCACAUGUGGCCAUGAAGAAGAUCACAGGAGGUGACAGUAGUUGGUCAUGUGUUGGUGAAAAUGUCGUGGAUGUUCUCCUCGAAAUGGAAAGGGAGAAGGAAAAGAAGGAAAAGCUCUACUGGGACCUCCAGCUGCUAAAUGUUGGACAUCUCAACACUCUCUAUGUGAUGGACAAACAAGUUAGAGUCAAUCCUCAUGUGCUGAAUUGCACAGACCCAAAUACUUUCAAACAAGUGGUGGGGGGGAAAGAGCUGUAUGGGAGUGUGAGAGGUGUGAAGAGGCUCAAGAAGGCAGCCAGGCAGUGCUGGGCCAGAUUGGCAUCAGAGAGUGUGCAAAGUAUACUGCCCUCUCCCUGGCAGGGCCAAAGCCUCGGGGUCAGAGGUGAGGCCUGGGGCUGUGUCUCCCUAUCAGACGUCCUGCUCUUGCUGGAAGUGAAGUAUGAUGUGGUGACCCACUUGCUUUAUACUGAAAUGCUUCAGGAGCACUACACUCUGAGUAUCUGGGAGACUCUGCUGCCAUGGCAACAACUUAAGGAACAGGAGGGGCUGGGGGAUCUUGCAGAUGAGGCUUUGGUGUCAGGUGACAUGCUUCGUUUGGCUGAGCUGCCAGGAGCCUUAAGGGUAUACAGGGCCUUCCUGAGAAGCCGUCCUGAGUGCAGGGAGCAGUGUUGGUCUGCUGUUUCGCUCCUCUAUGAGUUAUGCACAUUUCGCCGACAAGAAAGGGACACACUGACAGUCCUGGGUGAGAGGCUGGACAGGAAGAGCCUGAGGCUGUUGUGCUUAUACAUCAGAUUGGCAACUCUCAGAGCUCAGAGAGAGAAAAUGUCUUACAGCGCUCUACUGGCAGCUCGGCAGUCCUGGGAGACAUGGCCACAUGUUAAGAGUCCCUGCAGAGCAGAGCAGGCAGCACUGUGGCUACAUGGUGAAGAGGAGGAGCAACAGAAAGACUUUAUCUCAGUAUCACCACAGCAGCAGGCAGUGCUGCAGUUGCUGGUGCUGACUCAGGAGCAGGAGCGGAAGCACCUGGUCAAGUUGGCAAACGGGGUCUCCAUCGAGGAUUUGCAAGAGCCAGGUUGCACAGUGCCUCCAAAUGAGGAUAGCCAUCAGCAAUCUGCUUUAAGAAAUGGCUGUAUAAAAAGACUGAGAGAAAUCCAUGCUGGCCUGCAGACAUGCAAUGGCACUCAGACCCCCUUAAAGCGAACAGACCUUCAGCCACAACUGCAGCCGCACAUAAGCAGUCAACCGGCAAUGUGGUACCAACACCAUCUGGAGGAUUGUUCCCUGCUCCUUUUGACCCAUCUGAUGGAGCUCCAGGAAGUCCAAGCGUCUGCAUUACUGCCAGCACUGAUGGACAAGAGUGCACAGUGUGUCCGAGCUCUGCGAGAUGCAUAUGAAUCAGAACUUCAAGCACAACGCUACACCAACCUGCUCCAGCUGAUAUCAGAUGCCCCACUUACUUCAGGCUCUAUAAUCCCUCCUUAUCCAAACUUAACCGGAAAUAGCAUCAAUGAGCAAAUCACAGCUCCGUCCUGCUGCAGUGGUCUGGUCGAUGCUCAGAACAGCAGUGGCGGGCCAGCUGAAGCGCCGACGGUGGAUUCAAUCAGAAGGGCCAGCAGAGAACUAAAUGUGAUGCAAGCUGCAGAAUGGACGGACAAAGAGGACGUCUUUAUAGGUUGUCGAGCGGUCAUGGAGGACCUGCCCUACUUGGAGAUCUUGUGUGUCUCAGAUGCAACAAGUCAGAGUCUCACCGCAGACCGAGGAGGCCAGGAAGAAGAAGUGGGCAGUGCAACUAAGAGCUCCCAGAGUUAUGAGAAACAGGGCUCACUGAUCACCCUUGCUUGGAGCAAACCAACAGAGGAUGACACUGAGUAUGAGGAAGGCACUGCGGUCAGAGGCACAGGACAGAGCCAGGAUGUACAGCCAAAUGACACAAGCAGUACAGCUGAACACACACCGUGUGAGGAGAUUACUGGAGAAGAGAUGAAACCCACUCUGCUCCACUCUGAUUCCACAGGUCACCCUAACGCACAGUCUGCAGACCAGCAGUGCAGCACAGUAGGACAGAGAGCACUAGCUGAUCUACCAGAGAAGGGAGAAUCUGAAUGUGACCUGCAUGCACAUGCUUUGGUAGCAGAGACCCCGCAGGCUGCACAACCACAUCUCUUGGUUGACCCUCCUGAGAUCAAGCGGCAUGGUGGUGACAUCUGCUCUGAACUGAUGAAAGAGACAGCUAAUGUCGACAGAGACGUGCUUGAGGUAGAAAUGUGUCCCACUGCAACAGAGUCGGAGCUGUGGGACCUGAGAGGCCCCGAACCCGCUCAUGUUGAGGACCAGACAUAUAAUACAGAAGCCGCGUUUGACAGUAGCCCUGCAGAAGGGGAGGCAAUGAGGGAAUCCACACUGAUGGAGAGAGAGCGAGCAAGAGAACCAGUCUCAGAAAUGGAGAGAGAAAUAACAAUGCGCAACCUGGUGGACGUGCAAAGAAAGGUCGAACGGAGGCAGCAGAGAGAGAGAGAGAGACAACUGCUGAGGGUUCAGGAGCGUCUGUCAAUCAUACAGAACAGAAAGGCAGAGGAAGACUUGCUUGGCCUGAAACACACAGACAGGCUAAGGCACCUCACAAAAGAUCUACCACAGGAGGAUAAGAACCAGCAGAAGACAGUUGUCAGAGAGCGACUGGAGCAGCUGAGAAGAGAGAGAUCCCACGUCAUGCAGUCCAAGCGAGACAGGAAUACUGCAGGAUUUAAGGAGCUCCUGGGUCCAGUAGCUCUCAACAGCAGUGAAACAGAUGAGGGAGCAGACUGA
Messenger RNA from Anarrhichthys ocellatus (wolf-eel), 2996 nucleotides. RefSeq lists its product as uncharacterized. The transcript is spliced from 18 exons. The record is from RefSeq and is a predicted model, not a curated record. NCBI's taxonomy places the organism in Eukaryota, Metazoa, Chordata, Actinopteri, Perciformes, Anarhichadidae. The coding region runs from base 66 to 2996 and encodes 976 amino acids.